AUAAUGAGCUUCAAUCCUCAAGAUCUUCGGAGACGUUUGUGGGUGAUUUUUCCAGGCGAAGAAGGUUUAGAUUAUGGAGGUGUAGCAAGAGAAUGGUUCUUUCUUUUGUCGCAUGAAGUGUUGAACCCAAUGUAUUGCCUGUUCGAAUAUGCAGGGAAGGAUAACUACUGCUUACAGAUAAACCCUGCUUCUUAUAUCAAUCCAGAUCACCUGAAAUAUUUUCGUUUUAUUGGCAGGUUUAUCGCCAUGGCUCUGUUCCAUGGGAAAUUCAUAGACACAGGUUUUUCCUUACCGUUCUACAAACGUAUCCUAAACAAACCAGUUGGACUUAAGGAUUUAGAAUCUAUCGACCCUGAAUUUUAUAAUUCUCUCAUCUGGGUUAAGUAAGUCUCUCUUUACAUU
Fukomys damarensis (Damara mole-rat) is the source of this 402-nucleotide messenger RNA. Its product is annotated as E3 ubiquitin-protein ligase Itchy-like. Gene Ontology annotation, biological process: protein K48-linked ubiquitination; protein K29-linked ubiquitination; protein K63-linked ubiquitination. The annotation marks the transcript as partial. NCBI's taxonomy places the organism in Eukaryota, Metazoa, Chordata, Mammalia, Rodentia, Bathyergidae. Gene Ontology annotation, molecular function: ubiquitin-protein transferase activity. The record is from RefSeq and is a predicted model, not a curated record. The transcript has 3 exons.